Messenger RNA from Rotaria socialis, 7389 nucleotides. The record is from the annotation of a GenBank genome assembly. NCBI's taxonomy places the organism in Eukaryota, Metazoa, Rotifera, Eurotatoria, Philodinida, Philodinidae.
AUGGUAACAAACAUGGAAUCAUUAAAAAAUUUUGUUCGAUACAGUUGGUAUUCAUCACCAAAAGUACGUACAAAUAUUAUCAAUGAUCUUAUUGAAUCGUUUCAAACAAAUCAAACAGAUGAUCUACCCGAUCCUGCUUUGAAAAUAUUGGCUCAUACAAUAGGUCAACUUAUUCCAUUGUAUACAACGACGAAAUCGCGUGUUCUUCUUAGUAGACUUUUGGAUGCAGUUAUCCGGAAAUAUAAAGAAAGAAUUUUGAAAUUAAUUAUCCAUGCAUUCGAUGUUCAGUCACGUACAAUUUGUAAAGUACAUUCACACCGUAAUGCACGAUUUCAAGCCGAUUACGGUUUUAUUUAUAUGUCAAACAUUGUACUAGCAAGUAAUGGAAUAGCAAUCGAAGAAGAAACCGAUAAAUUGAUUUUAUUAAUCGUGUCAAGAUUUAUUUCAACUUUAUUGGCUGAUUCAUCCACUUCUGCAGGAUUGAUAUUAGUUGACAAACGUCUGAAUCAUCUAUUCAAACAGGUUCCAACACUAGUCGAAAGUUGGGUAAAUUUAUUAAAUUCAAUAUCUGAACCUGAUCUAGCUCAUUUGGGCUUGAUCAGUGCUCUAUUAUAUUGUCUGAAAACUAAAGAAACAACAUUAUAUGAACAAAUCAAAACCAUUGGUAUUGAUUCCUAUGCAAAAUUAAUUCUUGGUACAAGAACAAAACCUUAUGAAACAGCGUUAAAACCUUGUAAUGAAAUUUUAAGUGCAAUGGAUCUUGAAUCCUUCAAAACAAAAGUUUAUCCAGUAUUGAAUCGAUCACUUCUUCGUAAUCCGGAAGUUAUCAUCGAAGCUGUACCACCAUUGCUCAGUAGUUUAUCAUUCGAUUUAAGUUAUACUGCCAAUGAACUUUCUAAACAAUUAGCUCCACCAUUGAUAUCAAAAACUGAAAGUUUAGAAGCAUCUGCAUUAGCUUCAUUUCGUACUCUUGCCAAACAAAUUUCAAAUGGUGAAACCAUCAUCAGUAUCGUUCAAUAUUUAUUCAAUAUUUUCAAUGGAACUGAAUCUUCUGUGAAUAAACUAUCGGUGAUAAGUCAACGUGAAAAUUUGCUAAGUGCAAUCGGUGCAUUUAGUCGAUCGCCAAGUACAAGCAUAUCACAAGAUGAUAUCUUGAAAAUACUCGACAAAUAUUUCUAUCCAAUGAUUCAACAAGAAGUCCAUGAAGGUCUUAUUUGUCAUAUGUUACAACAAAUGGCUAGUUGGUGUUCAAGAUUAACUAAUACCAAUCAAGCAUUAACGGACUUUUUUAAAAAAGGACUUGAACAAAAGAAUACUACUGCAAUUACACGAGCAGCGUAUCUUCAAUGUAUUUUAGUGACAUAUAAAGAGGAUAAUUUAACUGGUUUAAUACCAAUGCAUACAAUAUUAAUGGCACCAUACGAACGUGGUGUAAACCAAUCGACGUUAAUCAAUUGUCUUCAUGAAGCAUUAUUAGCUGCACUUAUUAUGAUAAACAUAGCUCAAAUGAAUUCUUCCUAUGACAACAAAUUAACAGCAUUAUGGUCUUCGUUAAACGAUAGCAAAAAACAAAUUUUUACCACAGAUAAAUUUCAAAAAGAAAUUAAUCCAGCUGGUGCUCGCGUUUUCUUUCAAUUAUAUGAACAACUUCAUGGAACAUUACACAUUCAAGAUAUGGUUCCAUACACUCGAACAUUUAUUUAUUUAAUUUUGCAUUCAUCCUAUGACGUACGCAAACCAGCCUAUGAUAUCAUUCGUCGUCUUGUUAAUAAUUUACGUUCAACUGACACCGAUAUAAGUUUAGCACUCUUAACUGGAUUAACUUCAUUUCUUGAUCAUUUUCAAGUGACGAAUGAAACCUCAUCGAAUGAUGACGCAAAUCAACAAUUGAACUUAACAACAGUUUCGAAAGCUUUUGAGGAAACAAUUCUAUGUAUAGCUAAAUCAAUGCGAAUGCAGGAUGAAAAAUUCAAACAAACUCUAGCUAAUCGAGCGUUACUUGCUUGUUGUUCAAGUUCAAUUUUACUUUCAAGUAGUGAAAAACUUUGGCUCAAAUUUCUUUAUCUUAUAUUCGAUAAAAAACAGAAUGAAGCAGAAGAUUAUUUUAAAAAUAACGUGAACUCUCUUGUUCAAAUUUGUACAACAAAUCAACGAUUAACAAAAGAACAAAUAUCAGCUAUAAGUCUUCUAUGUUCAAUAAAACCAAAUCUUUUCUUAAAAUCUUUUCUACAAAUUGCUUAUGAACGUCUUCAACCUGCUAGCUAUUUAUUAGUCAGCAAACGAUCAUAUGAAAUAAUGAAAACACCGCCAGGCGAAGUAUAUGAUAAAAGCGUUCUGGAAAGUAUAUUGAAACAUGAAGCAAAAGACACAGGAAAUGUUAAACGAGAAAGUAAAAAUUAUUCCUAUAAAGAACAAAUGGCUGCACGAGAAUUGGAAAAGGAAUUAGCUGCAAAACAAAAUAAAGCUGCUGUUCCACAAUUAACGAAAAAACAACAAGAAAUGCUUCAACAACAACUCGACCAAGAACAAGCAACUCGUGAUAAUGUUAAAAAAAUCGACGAAGAUGCAAAGAAUGUUUUUGAAAUAUUUACAAAUAUUGUUAAAAGUACUCAAGAACUAUUUAUCCCUUAUCUUGGUGAACUUGUCGCUCAUAUUUGGCCAACAUUAAAAUCACCAGUAGCGUUUAAUUAUGCUAAAGAUUUAUAUAUUGCUCUCGUACCGAUCGUCUUCAUGAAUGAUAAAGAUACAUUUGGUUACGCAAUCGCUUAUUUGGCUGUGCGACUAAAUUCUGAUCCAUCAACGGUUCAACAGCAAUUAGAUAAAUGUUGGCUUCAAGAAGAUCUAUUGGUCGCUAUUGAACGUUUACUUGCAUGUCUCUAUGAAAAUACACAACAAGCUAAAAAAUUCAAUCAAUUGUCGAUUGCAAGACUUGACUAUUGUCUACCUUUAUUUAAAAAUAUCGUCAGCCAUUCAAAAUGCACAAAUGAAUGGACAACAUCAAUCUUAAAUAUUUGUCGAGAAUAUUUUUCAGCAGUUUCAACAUCGGAUCCUGAUAAUCAUCCAUCGUUAUUACCGCGUCGGGAUCUUAUUCGUUUAUUUCUCGAUAUCAAUGCUGUAUCAAAAUCUAUUCAAGUUCAAAAUGAUGCAUCUGAAAUGUUGGAAAAACUGUGUGAAUUAUUUUGUACAUAUGAAAGCGAUGAUGAUAUUCAAGUUUUACUUGACAAUCUUCAAUCGUCUAUUCCAAGUGUACGAGAAAGUUGUGUACUGUCAUUGAAAAAACUAGUCACCCGAUUACAUAAAGUACAUCCAACACUCGAAGCUGAUAUUGCGCGUCGUUUAUUAAUCGUAUGCGAAGAUCCUGAAGAACAUGUGAAAAAAAUUGCUACCGAAUUAUGGCCUCAAACAAAUUUAAAAGUCAAAUCAGAAAAUGUUAGAGACUUUCUUAGAGAUGUUGUUCAUCCAGAAUAUUUCGUUCGUGAACCAGCUACACAUGCAUUACCAAAAUUAUUAGAAGCAUCAUUUCCUCAAUUAGUACCUUUUAUUCUUAGUGAUCUUUUCGAUAUUUAUACAAAAAAUAAUAAGCUUCCACCUCCAAUCGUUGAUCAAUUUGGCCGACAAAUUCAAGCUCAACCAGUCGAUACAUGGGAGCCACGUGCUGGUGUAGCAGAUUGUCUUUUUCAUAUGGCAUCGCUUGUUGGAAAUAAUAUUGAAGAUUUAUUUAAAUUUUACGUUCCAACAGCAUUAAAUGAUCGGCAUGCGGAUGUUCGUAGUGACAUGCUUCGCGCAGCAACAUCAACAAUUGAUAUACACGGACGAGAUCAUUUAACAAUGUUACUACAAAUCAUGGAAGACUUUCUUAAAGAAGCUCCUAAAACAGCUGAUUAUGAUUCAGUUCGUCAAAACGUUGUUAUUCUUAUGGGUAAAUUAGCUAAAGAUAUGGAUAAAGAUAGUACAAAAGUAAAAAACAUUCUUGGACAACUUAUAUCAACAUUAAAUACACCGUCACAACAAGUUCAAGCAGCUGUUGCUGAUUGCCUUCCACCAUUGGUCCCAGCAAUUAAAGAUGAAGCUGGAGUUUAUGUUCAACAAUUACUUAAUGUUUUACUUAAAUCAGAAGAUUAUGCUGAGAAAAAAGGGGCUGCUUAUGGUUUAGCUGGCUUUAUUAAAGGUUUAGGCAUUCUGGCUGUUAAGCAAUACAAUGUUCUUACUGAAUUAACAGAUGCAAUUCAAGAUAAAUCAAAUGCUAAACGACGAGAAGGUGCACUUUUUGGUUUGGAAAUGUUAACAUCAAUGUUAGGCCGACUCUUUGAGGUAUAUAUUGUUAAUAUACUGCCACAUCUACUAUUAUGUUUUGGUGAUAAUGAUGCUAAAGUUCGUGAUGCUGCAGAAGAUUGUGCAAAAGCUAUUAUGAGCAAAUUGACAAGUCACGGUGUUAAGAUUGUUCUACCAGGACUUUUGAAAGGAUUAGAAUCAGAUUUAUGGCGAACAAAAUGUGGAGCUGUUGAAUUACUCGGUGCCAUGGCACAUUGUGCACCAAAACAACUAUCAACAUGUUUACCAAGUAUUGUGCCAAAGCUCAUCGAAGUUCUCACCGAUUCUCAUCAACGUGUACAAAAAAGUGGUACUCAAGCAUUAAAACAAAUUGGUUCGGUAAUUAAAAAUCCUGAAAUUCAAGCUAUUGUUCCUGUUUUACUCGAUGCUUUACAAGAACCAACUAAGAAGACACAAGCGUCACUUCAAAUAUUAAUUCACACACGUUUUGUUCAUUUCAUUGAUGCUCCUUCACUCGCCUUAAUUAUUCCUGUUAUUGAACGUGCAUUUCAAAAUCGUUCAACUGAAACAAGAAAAAUGGCUGCACAAAUUAUUGGCAAUAUUUAUUCAUUGACUGAUGCAAAAGAUCUUACGCCUUAUUUAACAAGUAUUCUUCCUGGAUUGAAAACUUCUUUACUUGAUCCUGUUCCUGAAGUUCGUGCUGUUUCAGCACAUGCACUCGGUUCAAUGGUUCGUGCCAUGGGCGAAGAAGCCUUUCAAGAAAUUGUACCUUGGCUUAUGGAACAUCUUGUACUUGAAUCAAGUCCAGUUGAUCGAUCGGGCGCUGCUCAAGGUUUAAGUGAAGUUAUAUUUGGUCUUGGCGCAGAUCGUCUUGAGAAAUCAAUGAAAGAAAUUAUUGAACGUUCACAACAAAUGGAUCUAGCUGCACAUGUUCGCGAUGGUUACAUGAUGAUGUUUAUCUAUUUACCGAUUAGUUUCGGAGAGAAAUUUCUUCCUUAUGUCGGACGAAUUAUUCCACCAAUUUUGAAGGGUUUAGCGGAUGAAACAGAAUUUGUUCGUGAUACGGCACUGAAAGCUGGUCAACGUAUUGUUAAUAGUUAUGCUGAAACAGCCAUAUCAUUAUUCGUACCUGAACUUGAACAAGGUCUUUUCGAUGACAAUUGGCGUAUCCGUUAUAGUUCAGUUUUAUUACUUGGAGAAUUAUUAUUUAAAGUAUCAGGUGUAACAGGAAAAGCAACAACAGAAAGUGUUGAUGAAGAUGAUAAUUUUGGUACUGAAUAUGGUUUACAAGCAAUUACGCAUGCCUUAAGUCGAGAGCGACGUGACAGAGUUCUUUCAGGUUUAUAUAUGGGCCGAUCGGAUAUUUCAUUGACGGUACGACAAUCGGCUUUACACGUUUGGAAGACAAUUAUAUCGAAUACGCCGCGUACGCUUAGAGAAAUUUUACAAACAUUAUUCACACUUUUAUUGGGUUGUUUGGCAAGUUCGAAUUAUGACAAACGACAAAUUGCAGCACGAACAUUGGGUGAUUUAGUUCGCAAAUUGGGUGAACGUGUUCUACCGGAAAUUAUUCCGAUACUCGAGAAAGGCCUCGAUUCACAACAAAGUGAUCAACGACAAGGUGUCUGCAUUGGUCUUAGUGAAAUCAUGGCAGCAUGCAGUCGAGAUUACAUAAUCGCAUUUUCAAGUACAAUAAUUCCAACGGUGCGACGUGCUCUACUUGAUCCCUUAGUUGAAGUUCGUCAAUCAGCGGCUAAAACAUUUGAAAAUCUUCAUUCAAGCAUUGGUACACAAGCAUUAGAUGAAAUUCUACCCUAUUUAUUGAAUGUCAUGCAAAAGGAUCCAAUACCAAAUGUAACAAAUGGCGAUCAAAAUAAUAAAGAAGACGAACAAGAAAAAGAAGAAACUGAACGUGAUUUUGCUCUUGAUGCACUACAACGUAUCAUGCAAUUAAAAUCUCGUGUUGUUUUACCAUAUCUGGUACCACAUCUAAUUCAACCACCGGUAGACAUAAAAGCAUUAGCCAGUUUAACACUAGUUGCUGGUGAUGCAUUAGCAAGACAUUUAAGUCGAAUUAUCCAAGCUGUUAUUACGCAUAUUGCCGAUGAAAAAGAUCCUCAAGCUAAACAACAGCAUCUGUUUUAUGCUGAACAAUUAUUAGCAGCAAUCAAUGAUCCUGAUGGUGUCCAACUUGUCAUACGUGAAUCACAAGAUUUUUCGCGUUCAUCAAAAGUUAAUAUUCGUGUGGUAACAAUUACUUUGUUAUCAUCAUUUUGUAAAAAAGCCAAAGGUACAUAUCAAGAUUCCAUCGAUGACCUGAUUCGUAUUUGUAUUAAUUUAUUAAAUGAUGAUAACGAACAAGUACUUAAUACAGCAUGGGAUUGUAUCGAUACUAUUAUCAAAGAUAUGGAUCAACUUGAAUUACAAAAACGUUUGCCUGUUGUUCGCCAAGCAUUACGCAGUGCACAAUCAAAUAGUCGAGAACGUGGCCGACUUGUUGGUUUAUGCUUACCGAAAAAGGGUAUCGGAUGUAUUUUACCGAUAUAUAAAGAAUGUAUUCUUAAUGGUCCUCCGGAAUUACGUGAAUCGGGUGCCAACGGUUUAAAUGAAGCAAUUAAUCUUUCGGAUGCUGAAGCUCUUAAAUCAUCGAUUAUGAACGUGACAGGUCCAUUAAUUCGUGUGUUAGGCGAACGAUUUAGUACUGAUAUUAAAGUGGCUAUUCUUGAAACAUUGAGUACAUUUAUGGCAAAAGUUGGCGUUCAAUUGAAACCAUUUUUACCACAACUUCAACCAACACUUCUCAAAGGUCUUAAUGACCCAGCGCGUCAAGUUCGUGUGAAAGCUGGUAAUGCUUUAGGAUUACUAAGUCAAAUUCACGUACGAAUCGAUCCGAUAUUUGUUGAACUUUUAAAUGGAUUAAAAAUGAAUGAUGAUCCUUCAUUCAAAGAAACAUUUUUAUUAGCAUUGAAAAACUGUUUAGCAGCUGUUGCCUCGAAACUAUCUGACGAUAUGAAAAAGCAAACUGAACAAUCGCUCAUUAAUUGUCAAUCAAACGAAAGUGACGUUGUUCGGCAAACAGCAUUAAGUUGCAAAGAAAUUCUGUUAUCAUCUAGUUAA